GUCGCCAACCAAUGAACACGUAGAUAACGAUAUCCAAAGAUAAAGACUUGGAAAUCCAAUCCAUAUUUAUAUACAGUUGCUGCCUAUGAACCUCAAGUCACAGCACAACCAUCUUUCUCCAAGCCUUGAUUGAGCUAUUUCUCCUCUCAAUAGUUCCUAUUACAGGUAUAUAAUGGCAGCCUCAACAAUGGCUCUCUCUUCCCCAUCUCUGGCCGGAAAGGCAGUGAAACUCUCGCCAUCUGCCCCGGAGAUCCAAGGAAAUGGAAGGGUCUCCAUGAGGAAAACCGCGACCAAGGCUGCAUCCGGAAGUCCAUGGUACGGCCCAGACCGAGUCAAGUAUUUGGGCCCAUUCUCCGGUGAGCCCCCAAGCUACCUCACCGGCGAAUUCCCCGGUGACUAUGGCUGGGACACUGCUGGACUUUCAGCUGACCCAGAGACCUUCGCUAAGAAUCGUGAACUAGAGGUGAUCCACUGCAGAUGGGCCAUGCUCGGAGCUCUUGGGUGCGUCUUCCCCGAACUCUUGGCCCGCAAUGGCGUCAAGUUUGGAGAGGCAGUGUGGUUCAAGGCCGGAGCCCAAAUCUUCAGUGAGGGUGGACUGGACUACUUAGGCAACCCCAGUUUGAUCCAUGCUCAAAGCAUUUUGGCCAUAUGGGCUUGUCAAGUUAUAUUGAUGGGUGCUGUAGAGGGCUAUCGUAUUGCUGGUGGCCCGCUGGGUGAGGUGACUGACCCACUUUACCCCGGUGGAAGCUUUGACCCAUUGGGCCUUGCUGAAGAUCCCGAGGCUUUCGCUGAGCUCAAGGUGAAGGAGAUCAAGAAUGGCAGACUGGCCAUGUUCUCAAUGUUUGGUUUCUUUGUCCAGGCCAUUGUAACUGGCAAGGGUCCAUUGGAGAACCUUGCUGACCACCUUGCUGACCCUGUCAACAACAAUGCAUGGGCCUAUGCCACCAACUUUGUUCCUGGAAAGUGAGUGUGUGAAGAGUAAAUUGUUGUGUACUCCAUGAUGAGGGUAAAAUGCAUUAAGAUUUGAGUGUGGAUCUUGAGAGUGGUGUGUGGUGUAUAUGAAUUUCUUUGAACUAAUGCAAAGCAUUGGAAAUUUGUAAAUUGCUGCUUCACUCAAAUUGCUAAUUGUCAACUCUGUUUGGCUGUUAUCUCAAAAAG
This is a messenger RNA of Ilex paraguariensis (yerba mate), 1158 nucleotides long. Lineage: Eukaryota; Viridiplantae; Streptophyta; Magnoliopsida; Aquifoliales; Aquifoliaceae. The record is from the annotation of a GenBank genome assembly.